This is a messenger RNA of Symbiodinium natans, 1233 nucleotides long. Lineage: Eukaryota; Dinophyceae; Suessiales; Symbiodiniaceae. The record is from the annotation of a GenBank genome assembly.
AUGCUGGAGAAUGAAGCUGUUCUAAAAGCUCAUGCUGCGGGGACAAGAGUGACGCCAGCAGUACUGGUCCUUGGCGGAUCCACAUUCAUGGGACGAGAGACAGUGCAUGCGCUGUUGCAGUUGCCCGCUCGCGUGUGUGUUGUGAACCGGGGACGUUCCUAUUGGGGGACCCGGGACCCUUCCAAUGGCCGUGUUGCCCGAGUCGUGGCAGAUCGACGAGACAAGCACAGUUUUUCUGAGCGUUUGGAUGAGGUGACGACAAAGCUGGAAGAGAAGUGGGCCCUUGUAGCAGAUUUUUCGGCUUACGACGGUGCCGACAUCAGCUGUGCUCUGAAAGGACUUCGCGGACGUUUUGAAACUUAUGCUUAUAUAUCAUCAGAUUCGGUCUAUGAAGUAAGUUCUGCAGCAGGGUCUGGGUGGGCGCAGCAUGCUCAGGCUCAGGCUGUGGACGAGAGCUUCUCUCAGAGACCUGCAGAUGAUGCUGUGCGAAAGAGACUGCGCAAGGCAGAUAGCUAUGGUGAUGGCAAGCUUGAGGCCGAGGAAGCGUUGGCUGCAGGGCUUGAGCACACGGCAAGAGGCGUUGCACUUCGCUUGCCUGAUGUCAUCGGCCCGUUUGACGACACAUUGCGCUUGUGGGCAUACUGGCACUGGUUGCGGGUGCCGGACAACCCGCCUCAAGUUCGUAAGCAGACCAAGCGAGCCCGACUCGAGUCCUCGACGUCGACGCACAGUUUCGAAGAUCCGCCGCUUGCUUUCGUCUUUAGCCGGGAUGUGGCACGCUUCCUAGUGCAGCUGAUUGGCCAACGGCUUGACAAGAAGUUCGAUGCGGUCAAUGUGGGAAGUGACAUGCAGGUUCCUCUUAAAGACUUUUUGGAUCUCCUUGGCAAGGCCUCCAAAGCCUCCAAAGCCUCCAGCCAGGGCCCGACUGCAGAAGCGUUUGACGAAGUAGACCGGCCGCGGAGCUUUCUGCCGAGCGUGGAGCGGCCACUGCCCUUGGACUUCCGACACCUCAAGCAGACGUAUGCCUUCCAGUCCACCCCAUUGCCGGAUGUUCUCAAGAUUUGUGCUGACUGGUUUAGCCUGGCAUGCGAGGAGUUCCCAGAAGAGGCAGCAGAAGCGGCCAUGAAGCUACCUGCUGCAGCUCGAAAUGUUGCGUUGGCUUCAGCAGAGCUACCUCCACCAAAGAGCCCUGCAAGCUCAUCGAACUCAAGUACAAGCUCCAGUCAUUCUUAA